AUGGUUAAAAAGAAGACGGCUAAACAGCAUGUUCAACACUGCAUGGGAUGGUCUUAUCAUAAUAACAAAGAACGCUAUAUGAAUAUGCCAAUAGACCAAAAAAGGCGCGAGUAUAGGUGCCGUGAUAAUUAUUUCACCCUAGACCAUUUACCGACAUGGGAACAAUAUACUCGCGGUCUCCCAAAGCCACCAGAAUUUCCAGUUAACACAAAGAUUAAUGAAAAGGUUACUGUAUUUACGGGUGAUAUCGUCGCACUGGAAGUCGAUGCCAUUGUUAACGCGGCUAACCCUGAUCUAAGGGGUGGCGGAGGAGUUGAUGAGGUCAUACAUAGGGCUGCGGGUAAAGGUAUGUUACAAUCCGAGUGCCGGACAUUAAAUGGGUGCGCGACAGGAAUGAGCAAAAUUACAGGCGACAUAAUACACACUGUUGGACCUGUUGGCGAGAAUCCAGACCAAUUAGCAAGCUCGUAUACUACCUCGCUGGACUUAAUGCUCCAGCACCAAUUGCGAUCCAUAGCGUUUCCAUGUAUAUCGACGGGUGUUUACGGCUAUCCCAAUGAAAAUGCGGCUCACAUUGCCCUACGAGCUGUCCGGGUGUGGCUCGAGGUUAACAGCGCUGCCAUCGAUCGCAUCAUAUUCUGCCUCUUCCAGGACAAAGAUAUCGCUAUCUAUAAACAAUUAAUGCCAUUUUAUUUUCCCUAUAAAACUGGUAAAAACGAUCAUGAACAAAAUAAUCAAUCCAGUGGUAAUAUAGCUAGCAAGGCCAAUUCAAAUGCAAAGCCCAAUAAUGUGGGUUGGCGAGAUCAGUCACCUGACAGGGUUACCGCGAUCGAUCACUCGCUUAUGGCCAGUCACGUACCAAUCACAAUAAUGCACGUGUUCGAGAACAAUCACCAUGUCGAUGUAUUACACAUACGACCAUGCCCUCUGCCCAACAUCAGUCAGCAUGGAAUAAUACCGCUCGUCUAUUCAAACAACAAGCACGUGGGGAUUCGGGUCCGCCGUAUAAUAUCAAAACAAACCAGAGUGCCCAUAAUGCUGUUAAGAAUGAGGCUGUUCAUUGCGAUCAUUGUGGCCGUUAUGAUGAUUACCGGCCGCCGACUGAUCGACAUGAUUAAUGGUCUGUUUAACGGCGAUAGUAAUGACAGCCACAUUAAUUACUAUCACAUUGUUGCAUUUACGGCUAUUAUUUGUAUAUGCUAUGCCGUUGCCGGAGUACUCGUAGGCGUUUCGGAGACCGUCCUAGCUAACUAUGAGCAAACCUAUGUGGCAUAUAUAGCAGCAGCCGUAGGGAGCAUUAUAGCUGCCCUUACCACCGGGGUUAAUACCGUUUGCUUCACUGUAUUAUUAAUGAUUAUAUCGCAACUCUACGUGACCAAAAUCACGCAACAAACAACUCUCGUGAAACAGUACGAACCAAUGGGAUUGGUUGGUGAGAAAAUCAUCGAGAUCAGGGACUCAAUGACCAUGCUCAGUCAGCUGAUUGGCAAUCAAUUAUUGGUGAAGAUUGGUUACGGCGCGAUCAUGACAUCGUGCGUCAUGUUUAGUUUGGCCCAAAACAUGCGACACCAACCCCCGGACCGCAUGGUUAUCGCUAGUUUGACACUGCAAUUGAUCCCGGUCAUGUUGGACAUGUUUAUGGUGUCCCAAUGUUCCCAACGUGUUAUCGACGCGGCCGAUGCCCUGUGUAUGGCCAUGGAAUCUAGGAUGUCCAGCGAAUAUGGUGAUAUACGGGAAAACGAUCGUGAUAGAUUGCAAUAUGAUCUAGUGCGAAACGUGUGCCAUGAUCGUUUUGUGUUUAAAGCGGCCAAUAUUUGCCGCAUCAGUACGUCC
Medioppia subpectinata is the source of this 1833-nucleotide messenger RNA. NCBI's taxonomy places the organism in Eukaryota, Metazoa, Arthropoda, Arachnida, Sarcoptiformes, Oppiidae. The record is from the annotation of a GenBank genome assembly.